AUGGAGGAGCGGGGCCCACCUGCAACCGGCGCCGACGACCUCAAUGACGACCCAGCUACAAUGGAGGAGCGCGGCCCACCUGCAACCGGCGCCGACGACAUCAACGACGACCCAGCUCCCGCGUCAGAGACACAACUAGUACCAUAUGGCCCGACCCCCAACGAUACCUAUGUAAUCCAUUUCCCUAAAGACCAAAUCUACCGUGUGCCGCCCCCUGAAAAUGCCAUACUCGUCGAGAAGCACCGGCCGGUGACCAAGAAGAAAACGUCAUGCAAGACUUGGUGUUUGGCGUUCCUUGUCAUUUUCCUUGUCCUGUUCUUCAUAGCCGGCAUAACCGUGGUGACAUGGUACUUCGUUUUGAGCCCUAAAACGCCUACAUUCUCUAUAACGCAGAUGAACGUGAAGAAACCAUCCAGCAACGAUUCAGAUGUAGGAUAUGAGAUCUUCUUGAGAGCUGUGAACCCUAAUGAUAAGAUGAGCAUACGUUUUGAAAGUGAUGAAACUUCUCUUUCAAACGGGGAAAAGGGCAUUGCUAAGGGGAAAUAUCCAUCUAAUGAACUAGAUGGUGAUCAGUCGGACGACGUAAAACUUGUUCUAAGCGGAGCAAUUACAGCGUUGCCUGACGACGUCCAGGAUAGCAUAGGAGAUACUAGUUCGAACAAGACGUCACCGUUGUCCCUAAAUCUGAAAAUGAGUGACCUUCCUCUACAUAUCAAGUAUGGAUUCUUUAAGAGUUGGGAUAAGAAAGCGGAAGUCGAAUGCAAAUUCAAGGUGGACAAAUUUGGGUCGAGUACAAAGAUCCUUGAGCAAGAUUGUGAUACCACAUUGAAAUGA
Messenger RNA from Fragaria vesca subsp. vesca, 834 nucleotides. RefSeq lists its product as uncharacterized. Lineage: Eukaryota; Viridiplantae; Streptophyta; Magnoliopsida; Rosales; Rosaceae. The record is from RefSeq and is a predicted model, not a curated record. The coding region runs from base 1 to 834 and encodes 277 amino acids. The transcript has a single exon. Gene Ontology annotation, cellular component: plasma membrane.